Molecule: messenger RNA, 1248 nt
Organism: Sarcophilus harrisii (Tasmanian devil)
Lineage: Eukaryota; Metazoa; Chordata; Mammalia; Dasyuromorphia; Dasyuridae
Gene: MOS
Product: MOS proto-oncogene, serine/threonine kinase
Exons: 1
Coding region: 119-1177 (352 amino acids)
Biological process (GO): protein phosphorylation
Molecular function (GO): protein kinase activity; ATP binding
Source: RefSeq, a predicted model, not a curated record
GAAUAAAGAAGGGAGUAGUGAUGUAUCAGCGUGAGUGGUUACUCUUUGAGGCUCAUUUGGCCUUUCCCCCACCUCUUUCUUCAACCGAGGGGAGCUGGUCCCCACCUUAAGGGGGCCGAUGCCAUCACCAGUUCCCCUGCCUCGUUUCUUUCCCAGAGAAUUUUCUCCUUCAGUGGAUUUGCGGCCCUGCAGCAGCCCUCUGGAGCUCCCAAGGAAGGGGGGGAAGCUAUUUUUAGAGGGAACUCCCUCCCCAAGGGCUCGACGGCUACCCCGGAGACUGGCCUGGUGCUCCAUAGACUGGGAACAGAUACGUUUCCUGCAGAAGCUGGGGGCCGGGGGGUUUGGCUCCGUCUAUAAGGGCACCUACCGAGGGCUUACCGUCGCCAUAAAGCAAGUGAAGAAGUGCAGCAAGAACCGGCUGGCUUCGCGACAAAGCUUCUGGGCCGAGCUCAACGUGGCCCGGCUGUGCCACAAAAAUGUGGUGCGGGUUGUAGCCGCCAGCACUUGCACUCCUGCGGGCUACGACAGCCUGGGGACCAUCAUCAUGGAGUAUGGUGGCCACACGACCCUGCACGACGUCAUCUACGGGGCUAGCUCAGCAACCGACGAUGAGGAGCCCGGAGUCGGGGAGCUCUCGGACCUGGGAAGAUGCCUCCAGUAUUCGCUCGACGUGGUCAGUGGUCUGCUUUUCCUCCACUCUCAAGGCAUCGUCCACUUGGAUCUGAAGCCGGCCAACAUCUUUAUCGGGGAGCAUGAAAUCUGCAAAAUUGGGGACUUCGGGUGUUCCCAAAGGCUGGAAGAUCUGCUGGGCUUGAGCGCCCACCAUUGCCAUCUGGGCGGCACAUACACACAUCGGGCCCCGGAGAUCCUCAAAGGAGAGGCGGUGACUGGCAAAGCAGACGUCUAUUCCUUUGCCAUCACGCUCUGGCAAAUGGUCACAAAGGAGGUGCCUUAUUCAGGUGAGCACCAGUACAUCCUGUAUGCGGUGGUGGCCUAUAACCUCCGGCCACCGCUCACAUCCCCGGUCUUCGCCGACUCCAUACCUGGCCCAAGACUGGAACACAUUAUCCGACGCUGCUGGACUGCUGACACUUUGCUCAGACCCAGCUCAGAACUGCUCCUGGGUGAUCUCAAUUCCUUGCACGCUAACUUGGCAGGCUUGAAUGCUAGAAGUUAAGUCAACAAAAAGCUUUCCUAUGUGUCUGCUUAUUUCUGUGUUUUCUCUUUCUCUUCCCUUGCUUCCAUGUG